UCUCUCCUGCUCUCUCUGUAUAAAGAGAUGAGCGGAAGAAGAGGUAAUAGACGAGUGCGACAGCAUUUCUGUUAGCGGUUAGCUCACACACACAUUGUAAAACAGAUAGCAGUCAGAAAGAAGAAGGUCCCUGCUGCCUAUGCAUUGCGGAUGUUUUAGUCUAAAUGGAUGAACAGAGCGAAGGGGAGCAUGUGCUUACGGAGCAGGAAUGAGAGGAAACCGACUGAGACAGUUAUGGCUGCUUGAAGGAGCGGGACAAGGAGAACAGGAAGGAAGAGAGGAGAGAGAUGAGGAGGGUGAAAAAUGAGUCUGCUAAGGGUCUAGAUGAAGAGGCGAUCGUUGACCAUGGAAAGACCAGCUUCACCCAUCACACAAACUAUGAAAAGGAAGACUUGGAAAGCCACAGAGCAGUGUACGUAGGCGUCCAUGUUCCUCUUGGAAGAGAGAGCAAGCGAAGGCAUCGCCACCGAGGACACAAACACCACCGAAAGAAGAAAGAGAGAGACUCUGAGGAGGGGAAGGAAGAUGGCAGGGAGUCCCCUUCUUACGACACACCAUCCCAGAGGGUCCAGUUCAUCUUGGGUACAGAGGACGAUGACCUCGAGCAUGUCCCACAUGACCUCUUCACUGAGAUGGAUGAGCUCUCCUUCAGAGACGGCAGUGCCACUGAAUGGAAAGAGACUGCCAGAUGGCUGAAGUUUGAGGAGGAUGUGGAAGAUGGUGGGGAGAGGUGGAGUAAACCCUACGUGGCAACAUUGUCACUACACAGCUUAUUUGAACUACGCAGCUGUAUACUCAAUGGCACAGUCAUGCUGGAUAUGAGGGCCAACAGUAUCGAGGAAAUUGCGGACAUGGUGAUAGACAGCAUGGUGGCUUCAGGCCAGCUGAAGGAGGAUCUGCGGGAAAAGGUGCGGGAAGCCAUGCUGAAGAAACACCACCACCAGAAUGAGAGAAAGCUCAGCAAUCGCAUCCCUCUGGUGCGCUCCAUUGCUGACAUAGGCAAGAAACAUUCUGACCCACUCUUGCUUGAAAGAAACGGAGAGGGGCUGUCCUCUUCACGUCUCUCUCUCCACAAGCCAGGGGCAUCCUCCUCUGUAUCCAACCUGUCCCAAAGACGAGAGUCCCGAGUCUCCGUCCUGCUCAACCACCUCCUGCCCUCUUCUUACUCCAACACUGGGUCCUCCCCAGCUCCAUCACCCCUCACCACCCCUCAAAAUACCCCCGCUUCCUUCCGGCGCUCCUCCCAAAGCCCACCACGCACCCGUGGCGCAGGCCUUGGCCCUCAAGGCAUCCCUCAGGUGGUCGUAUCACCUCCCGAAGAUGACGACCCACCAAACCCUGCAGAAGAUGAUGCUGCAUCACCACAGUUCAGCCGGCGAGCAUCCUCAGCAUCCCAGGGCCUCGAGCUGCUGCCCUUAGAAGGACCAUUGGUGUCUCCGAACUCUGUCCCUAACAACCUGGAUGGCAACAAGGCAGUGGAGAGGAGGCCGUCCAAAGUAGGGGUCAGUAGAGAAAGCAGCAGUGUCGACUUCAGCAAGGUGGAUAUGAAUUUCAUGAAAAAGAUUCCUCCAGGCGCCGAGGCUUCCAAUGUGCUGGUGGGAGAAGUGGACUUCCUGGAGAAGCCCAUAAUUGCCUUUGUACGACUGUCCCCAGCAGUCCUUAUCACAGGCCUCACAGAGGUGCCUGUUCCCACAAGGUUUCUUUUCCUGCUUUUGGGUCCUCAUGGCAAAGGGCCACAGUACCAUGAAAUUGGCAGAUCCAUGGCCACACUGAUGACAGAUGAGAUUUUCCACGAUGUGGCAUACAAAGCCAAAGACCGAACGGAUCUCCUCUCUGGGAUAGAUGAGUUCCUUGAUCAAGUGACUGUCCUGCCUCCUGGAGAAUGGGAUCCCACGAUUCGGAUUGAGCCCCCCAAGAAUGUCCCAUCUCAGAUGAAGAGAAAGAGACCGCCCCAGCCCAACGGCAAUGCGUCUCCAGCUGGAGAGCUGGAGAAGGAAGACGGCCAUCACAUAGGGCCUGAGCUACAGAGGACCGGGAGGAUAUUUGGAGGUUUGAUCCUAGAUGUCAAGCGGAAGGUACCAUUCUACUGGAGUGACAUCAGGGACUCCCUCAGUCUGCAAUGUCUAGCCUCCGUCCUCUUCCUCUACUGCGCCUGCAUGUCCCCUGUCAUCACAUUUGGAGGUCUGCUUGGAGAGGCAACAAAAGGCAACAUAAGUGCCAUAGAGUCUCUAUUUGGGGCAUCACUGACAGGAGUGGCAUACUCCCUCUUCGCAGGCCAGCCCCUCACUAUUCUUGGCAGCACGGGGCCUGUCUUAGUGUUUGAGAAGAUCCUCUUCAAGUUCUGCAAUGACUACGACCUGUCCUACCUGUCACUGCGGACCAGCAUUGGUCUGUGGACAGCCUUCCUGUGUCUUGUCCUCGUGGCAACAGAUGCUAGCUCCUUGGUCUGCUACAUCACCCGGUUCACAGAGGAGGCCUUUGCCGCACUUAUCUGUAUCAUCUUCAUCUACGAGGCUCUGGAGAAGCUGUUUCACCUGGGAGAACACUACCCUAUCAACAUGCACAACAACUUGGACAACCUUACCCUGUAUUCGUGUCAGUGCUCUCCACCAGUUAAUGCCUCCGAUCAGCUGGAGCAGGAAUGGAACCGGACAGGAUACAGCCCAGACUCUAUCCCAUGGAGCAGCCUCAAUGUUUCGAUGUGUAAAAUGCUUCAUGGGGAGUUUGUGGGUCCAGCCUGUGGUCACCACGGGCCCUAUAUCCCAGAUGUUCUCUUCUGGUCUAUCAUCCUCUUCUUCACCACCUUCUUCCUGUCCUCCUUCCUCAAGCAGUUCAAGACAGAGAGAUAUUUUCCCACCAAGGUGCGUUCUACUAUCAGCGACUUUGCUGUAUUUAUAACCAUCAUGAUCAUGGUGUUGGUUGACUAUCUCAUGGGCGUCCCCUCUCCUAAACUGAAUGUUCCUGACCGCUUUGAGCCAACUUCAAAGAACCGCGGCUGGCUGAUGGACCCAUUAGGGGGAAAUCCCUGGUGGACACUGCUGGUGGCAGCACUUCCUGCCCUGCUCUGCACAAUCCUCAUCUUUAUGGACCAGCAGAUCACUGCAGUCAUCAUAAACCGCAAGGAGCACAAACUCAAGAAAGGCUGUGGCUAUCACCUGGACUUGCUGGUAGUGGCAAUAAUGCUGGGUGUGUGCUCCAUUAUGGGCCUGCCGUGGUUCGUGGCUGCAACCGUCCUCUCCAUCUCCCAUGUCAACAGCCUGAAGGUGGAGUCAGGCUGCUCCGCGCCGGGAGAGCAGCCCAAGUUUCUGGGCAUCCGAGAACAGCGGGUCACUGGAUUCAUGAUUUUCAUCCUCAUGGGUUGUUCUGUUUUCAUGACUUCAGUGCUCAAGUUCAUUCCUAUGCCAGUCCUAUAUGGAGUCUUUCUCUACAUGGGUGUCUCUUCCCUCAAAGGCAUUCAAUUCUUUGACAGAAUCAAGUUGUUCGGCAUGCCUGCCAAGCACCAGCCUGAUCUCAUCUAUCUUCGCUAUGUGCCGCUGUGGAAGGUCCAUAUCUUCACCCUGGUGCAGCUCACCUGUCUGGUGCUGCUGUGGGUCAUCAAGGCCUCUGCAGCAGCUGUUGUGUUUCCCAUGAUGGUUCUGGCGCUGGUCUUUAUCCGAAAGCUUCUAGACUUUUUCUUCACCAAGAGAGAGCUGAGCUGGCUGGAUGACUUGAUGCCAGAAAGCAAGAAGAAGAAAGAGGAUGACAAGAAAAAGAAAGCGCGUGAAAAGCUGGAGGAAGAGUCCAGAAUACACGAAGAAGAGGAAAUGGGAUUGAAGGUUGGCUUUGAAGGUUCAAACCGGCUCAGCAUCCCAGUGAAAACACUCUCAGGGAGCCAGGAGAAGGUGGCCUGCGUUAGAGUCGACGUCAGCCCAGACUCACCCGGAGGAGGUUCCACUGCCGAGACCUUCCUGUGAUAAAAGGGAGGCCCUCCUUCCCUCCUGAUACCGUCUCCCACAUAACACUCUACCCCGCUGACGGGCACCAUCUUAGUGGGAAAGGGGGCGUAGAACUGGAGCAGCACAACCUGCCUGCACAGCUCCCAAACCCCCAGGGCUGUGAGUCCUACUCCACUCAAGUCUUGAAGUGAGCAGCACAUUUACAAAUGGCUGCCGUGAUGUACUGUAGAGCACACAUCUCCGAGGAAUGAAGGAAUUCUGCUGUUACUGCCCACCGACACUCACUGUUUAGGAACUAGCAAUUUCUUAUCACCCACUUAAACCACAGAUGCCAAAGGAAGGGGCCUCACUGAUGGGGAUUUCAGACUGUGCAAAUUUAAUUUUUACCUUUUAACCCCUUGUAUAUUUUAAUUUCAAUUUUACUGUCAUUGUUUUAGCUGGUCCCAGUUCUGUACAUGUUUGCUUCUUGCAGCUCCGUUGUCCUGCACUGUUUGUUUUCAUGCAUUUUAGGUCAGAUUGAGACCUUUCAGUAAACUACACCAGCUUCAAAACUAAUUUGAUUAAAGCCAUUCAGGUGCUGUCAGUGACAGAUGGUUAUAUUUCAUAAUUGGUCUGACACAGUAAAUGACACAAACCAAAACAGAGGUACUUUCAAAUAGAUACUGAUACUACUACACCACACCACUACUGCAUACAUCUUUAUAAAUUUACUUAGAGAUCAUUUCUCCUUCCUACAGGAGAACACUCAGUAUUGAUAUUGCUGCUCGAAAGUUGGUCAUUUGUUCUCACUAUAAACCUCACUAUUCACAUUAUUCUAUGUGCUGUUAUAGAAAUAUCAUUGUAUGUAUGUGUACUGUGUUCUUUUCAUUCGUAACAUUAGAGAAAACCUACUUCUGAUGCCAUAUAAAGUCUGUACUGUACAGUAAGCACUUUGCCAGUAUAGUUUCUUACAUAGAAUGGAUUAUAGUGUGUUGAUAAAAAAGGUUACUUCUCCUCCCACAGUAUCUAUAGAGCUGUUGUUCAAAUGUCAGUUAAACAACUCAGGAAUCUUGAAGGAUUUCUGACUGUGGUCACUUGAUAUUUUUGUCACAGGGCAGCGAUAAUUAACUGUCCACUGUAUUCCUGUCAUCGCUGGUAUCACAACUAUUUUAAUAAAUGAUGUAAAUCAUAAAAAUAUAGUAAGGUGCAGAAUAAAAGAGAGAAUAUUUGUGACCCCAGUUAGUCGCACCCGUUUUAUACUGUCUGUAUUAAUGUUGGUUAUAGUGUGUGUGUGGUGUAAAGAUAAUUUGGUAUGUCUAGCGUUGCAAAUCAUUUUAUGCAAAAAUAUUUCUACAGUAAAUGUAAAAACUAUUGUAUUCUAUGAAGUUGUUCUUAUUUUGCUACGUGCAGUCCUGUUUUAGCAAUAAGUAUUCCAUACCGUGCAACGUAUGGACUCAUGAACCUAGCUAAUAUCCAGGCGAAGAAUAAUUUGUGAAACGAUUUCUGUGUCUGUUUCAUCGGCUCUGUCUGUGUGUAGCUACAGUGACUCUACGGACAAUAGCUUAUGUGCCUUGUCGAAGCUCUUUCAAUGUGCAAGUCUUGUACUGAUAAUUUAAGUGUUGAGAUCAGAUAUACAGGUACACACACGAUGGCACACAAAUGCCAAAGACAGGCCAUCAUCACAAGAUGGAACCAGUACUCGGCUCAUUUGCGGAGGCUUGUCUGUCGUAAUGUUUUUCCACGUUUGAGCCACCGACUCAAACGAUGUAACUCGAGCUGUCCUCCGUUUUAAAAAUGUAACCCUAACUACUGUUUCUGUGUGCGUGUUCUACUGUCACAGCUCUAGUAAUUGCUCACAGCAUAAAAGCUCUGUAAUCAAUAUUGAGGUACUGGUUUUUUUGAAUGAUCAGUGAAUGUCAAAUUAUUUUACUGUCAACAUCAAAAAUUGAAGUCUGUGACAAUUUGCCAACCAUCUCUUUUGUAAAAAACUAGAUCUUAAUUUGAAAUUCAGUCAUAUAUGGUUAUAGCUCUACAAGUACACCAAGUACUUAUAAUUUCAUAAUAUUGUUUAUUUUGAUUAAAAAAAGACCCUGUGCUCACAUCAUGUUUCUCAGUUCAGAUAUUUUAGCUAAUAGAGGUGGAUGAAAAAUAUCAGCAACAAAAAGGAUGUUUUACCCUCCAUCAUCACACCAACAUCACUUUGUAAAAAAAUGCAUUUGUUCUGAUGUACGGACACACAACAUCAGUGAAGCACAGUGCAUCCUGUUGUUAGCUUGAAUGAUGACUUUUCUGUCAUGGCAGAAUGGUGCAAAGCAAUAAAAGUGGAAACAUGG
Molecule: messenger RNA, 6247 nt
Organism: Seriola aureovittata
Lineage: Eukaryota; Metazoa; Chordata; Actinopteri; Carangiformes; Carangidae
Product: sodium bicarbonate cotransporter 3-like
Exons: 26
Coding region: 288-3953 (1221 amino acids)
Biological process (GO): monoatomic anion transport; regulation of intracellular pH; bicarbonate transport
Cellular component (GO): basolateral plasma membrane; apical plasma membrane; plasma membrane
Molecular function (GO): monoatomic anion transmembrane transporter activity; sodium:bicarbonate symporter activity; solute:inorganic anion antiporter activity
Source: RefSeq, a predicted model, not a curated record